Mugil cephalus (flathead mullet) is the source of this 2375-nucleotide messenger RNA. Its product is annotated as insulin-like growth factor-binding protein complex acid labile subunit. Gene Ontology annotation, cellular component: extracellular matrix. The record is from RefSeq and is a predicted model, not a curated record. Lineage: Eukaryota; Metazoa; Chordata; Actinopteri; Mugiliformes; Mugilidae. The transcript is spliced from 2 exons. Gene Ontology annotation, molecular function: protein binding. Bases 1 to 2136 code for a protein of 711 amino acids.
AUGUUGACAGUUUUGACUCUGGCCUCCCUGAGUCUCGUGGUGUGGGCGUCUGAUGUCUGCCCUCCAUCCUGCCUGUGUCUCCACAACAUGACCAGUGUUGAAUGUCAGGCCAAAGGACUGAAGCAGAUCCCCGAGCUGCUGCCGGACUGCACCAAAUAUCUGUACCUCUCAUACAACAACAUACAGGAAGUACCCGAACGUGGGCUGGAUGAGCUGCUGAUCCUGGAUCUGACCAGAAAUAAGCUAAACGUCUUCCUGUCUGUCAACAAAGUCUGGCCCAGGAUGAAGAAUCUGUCCACUCUCUUCCUACGUGAUAACGGCCUCAAGUCCCUACAUCCUGCUCAGUUCAUGAACUGCCCAGCUCUCACCAUACUUGACCUGAAGGAGAACCAGAUCGAACAUCUGCCGGCCGGAUUCCUCCGCGGGUUAGACAAUUUGAAGACACUGUUCCUGAACUUUAACAAGAUUCAAACAGUGCAGGUUGGCGGACUGGAGGGAGCGCUCGCCCUCACCGACCUCCACCUCAGCCAUAACUGGAUAACUCAGAUAGAGGACGGUGUUUUCGUGAACUCCACAGAGUUAAAGAAACUAGUUCUGUCCAAAAACAGGAUCAAAAGCGUCAGCGAGGCUGGUUUCAGAGGAGCGACGGCUCUUCAACACCUCGACCUGGCAGAUAACGUGCUGGAGAAAGUUCCAGCUGAGGCUCUGAAGGACGUUAAUAGGCUCAAGAUUCUCCAUCUACAGAGGAACAAUCUCAUCAGGAUUCGAGAGGACAGCUUCUCCUCACUGGGUCACUUAGUCCAUCUGGACCUGGCCCACAACAAGCUGACCACUCUGUCUGACGGAUCGCUGAGAGGCCUGACCAAUCUGACUGAACUGGACCUCAGUCGAAACCUCAUAGAUUCUCUUCCCUCAGGUGCUUUCGCUGACCUGAUCAGCCUGGAGUUACUCGAUUUGUACGGGAACAAGCUGACAUCUCUACCCCCGGACGUUUUCGCUGAGUUAACCCGACUGAAAGAGCUGGUGCUGGGCAGCAAUCGGAUCUCAGCGUUACCAGAUGGGGUGUUUGAUUCACUUUGCAAACUCAUUGAUUUGCAGCUGUCUAACAACCUCAUUGUGGAGCUCCGUCCGGCCGUGUUCACCGAGCUGAAGUCUCUACAGAACCUGUAUCUGGAGAACAAUGCUAUGACCCACAUCCCUAAGAGCCUUUUCCACGAGAUGAGCGAGCUCAGGGAGAUACACCUUGAUGACAACCGCAUCACGUCUCUACAUUCGUCUGUCUUCCACGGUUUAGAUAAACUAAACUUACUGAGACUCUCCGGGAAUCGUAUUUCCUCUGUGCACUCGCACCAGUUCAAGAAUCUCACUGCUUUAAAAGAGUUAAGACUUGACAAAAACCUCAUAGUUGAACUUCCCACAAACGUGUUCAGUGGUUCCAGAAACCUCGUAACACUGGACGUGAGCGACAAUCAAAUCUCAGAGCUGUCCGUUCAUCAUUUCUCAAACCUGCACCGCCUCAAAGAGCUCAGGCUGAACUUCAACCAGCUUCACAGCGUCCCCCUCCCCGUCUUUCACUCCCUCCACAACCUCCGCAAACUUCUGCUUAAGAACAACAGCCUGGACGGUUUACACCCUCACCUCUUCGUCCGGCUGUCAAAACUCACAGAACUCAACUUGGACGGCAACAAGCUGGCUCGCCUGCAUCCUCACGCCUUUCUCGGACUGACAAACCUCCAGAGACUGAGCUUGAAGUCCAACCAGCUCAGGGCGGUGGAGAGUGGGACUUUGGAGCCUUUGACAAACCUAAGCGUUGUCUAUCUGUCGGGGAAUUUGUGGGACUGCACCUGUGUAGAUAUUCUGUACAUCAGCAACUGGGUCAACACGCACGGAGACAAGCUGGGCGACCAGCCCACCUGUUUCUCCACUUUAUCGUCAAGCUCCUCUUUCUCACCCGUUACUGAGGGUGUACAACUGUCACAGCCAGCUCUGACUCCUCUGUCACUGGAUGAUUGUGUUAAAAGUGCCACGAGUGGUUUGCAUUCGUUUCCUCUGAAAAUGCAGACUCUGCUUACCCUGUCUCUCACAGCUGUCUCCCUGCCAUGGCAGCCUUUGAAGUGGUUUGGUUUGGUUCUCUAGAACCUUGUGUUGCAUUUUGUUGCUCUUUGUGCAAGCAUUGCUUCUGGUUUUAACAUGUCAUCAUUCCAGGCUUUUUUGUAAAAAAACUAAACAAAACAAAAAAAAAACAUCAAAAAACUGCUGUUCAUGAACAUUUUGGAGCUUCAUUCAUGGUCUGGGUCUCUUUUGAAAGCAGAGACUCUGAUGUUUCUAUCACAAAAGAAGAAUCACUCCAAGUGGUUUUCUUCUUGAGUAAUCAA